Peronospora farinosa is the source of this 618-nucleotide messenger RNA. The record is from the annotation of a GenBank genome assembly. NCBI's taxonomy places the organism in Eukaryota, Oomycota, Peronosporomycetes, Peronosporales, Peronosporaceae.
AUGGACGUCCUGAAUGAAGAGCUACGUACAUAUUGCAGAGCACUGCCUAAAGUGGAGCUGCAUGCGCAUAUCCACGGAUCUAUUCGGCCGUCGACGCUGGAAGAACUUUUACAUGAUGAAGCAACAUUGAACGGUUCAGAGCCACGACGGCUCCCAAAAAAGCGAAGUUUAGACGAGUGUUUUACGAUGUUCGGGCUGAUCCACCAAGUUGUCGUCAGUCGCCGCGUACUCCGUCGAAUUGUCGUUGAAGCGGUGGAAGAUUUUGCUGCAGAAAACGUAAAGUAUUUAGAGUUGCGAUCUACACCGCGAGAUCUGCCGAGAGAUGGUGCCAGUCGUGCAGAUUACGUGGAUGAAGUGGUGUCAGCACUUGAGAAAUGCAAUGCGCGACGAGAUUUAAACAUUGAGGUGCGUCUGUUGCUAAGUAUCAACCGGAAUCAGUCUUUGCGUCUGGCAGAAGACACUGUUAACAUGGCUCUUGAGCGCAAGCACAAGCAGAACUGUCGGCUCAUUGUAGGCAUCGACCUCAGCGGCAACUCGGAGCGCCCGAAUUCCGCGUUCAAGCGCUUCGAAAACGUGCUAGAGCACGCACGAGCGGGCGGUCGUCCAAUACAUUCCUAG